CCGGGGCCGGGUGCUGCGCCCGGUGGGAUGGGGCUGCUGCGGAAUUCCUGCCGCCGGGAUGCGGCGGUGACUGCUGAGGUGCUGCCCCCUCCGAGCCGGCUGGUGGGAGCUGCGUUGCCCUUUCCUGCCGCUCGCGUGGGAGGUGGGAGUGCUGGAGCGCUGUCGGGGGCUUCGGAGGCUGUGAAGAGCCGGUUUAACUCGCUUUUGGCUGAUUCUUCAGGUUGCUGCUUUUUCCAGCGUUCACCCGUGCUGUGCGUGAUGGUUCCACUCCGGUUAAGGCCGUGUCACGGGCCAGAUGUUCGCCUUAAAUAGGGCUUCUCACGUCGGCAUGAGCCGUGUUGGCAGCGUCUGGAAAGACGCCAGCGUUUAUUGAAGUGAGGCCACUUUCAGGUGGUCAGGCUUGUGUGUGGAGACACUUUCAAAAGAUCCUUCCUGUCUGUAUAUGGGCGACUAGAGGACCUGUCCGCAAGGUCUGAAGAGGAAAUACUGAGAACUGACCUCUGGGCCAGUGCACCUCCCAUCCUGUGUUUGAUUUAUGGUUGGACUCGAUGGUCUUAAAGGUCUUUUCUAGCUUAAAUGACUCUGUGUAAAAAUAGAAAUGCACAACUUCUAUACAACUCUUGCAAAGUGUAGUUGUGAUCAUUUUAAGUCCUGCAAUGCACAUGUUAUUUUUUUUCUCUUGCUUUCCUCUCUUGUAUUUCUCAUAAUUCUUUUCUUUCAGGAUCAUGUACCAUGGGUGAUCCUGUAUCUGAAGCCGCAUUGGGAGCCUGGAUUGCGUUUUAUUGUGGUAAAUGCUCCUGUGAAUUGGGUCCUGCAGCACCUGCACAGCAGUCGCCACCUAAGAGUAAAACAAAUGUUGAUCCCUGUGAAGUGUGGUGCAGUCAGCCAGUUGAGAUAUUAAGAGAACAUUGUGACGUUAUUAGAAUACUGACCUAUUGGCCUCUUCUUUUCAAAACUUGGGAUGAACCUUUGCUACCUGAGUCAAUUAUUUUAGAAGAGAAGUGGAAAUUCCUCUGUGCUACAGAUGUUCUGGAAGAUCUUGUUGAAUUAAUGAAAAAAGUUGUUAACGUUCCACACUUUAUCAGUGGCAUACUGAGAAUGGGCAGCAGAAUAGAAAAUGGUUUUUUUGAUAUUGGGGAUGCAAUUGGUUGGAUCAGAUGCCUAGAUGAUGUCAGUAUCCUGCAGAGGCUGGAGAAACUUGGUGAAUAUGGUGGGAUGCAUCUUGAAAUGUUCUUUGGUGAAUGCAAAAGGUGUAUUACUAAACUUGCUUUGGAAGAUUAUAAUUACGCUGCGCAAUUUAAAGCUUUCCCCUGUGAAAACUGCAGGAAGAUAAGUGAAUGUAUGAAACAGAAAGGAAAUGAGGAGUUCUCCCAAGGGAAUUUUGAUGCUGCUAUAAUGUCAUAUACUAAAGCCAUACAGUUUUGUCCUUCAAACCAUCUUCUGUAUGGAAACAGAGCACUUUGUUUAAUUCUCACAAAGAAGUACAAGAAAGCCAUUUCGGAUGGAAAAAGAGCCACUGUUUUGAAGCCUGAUUGGCCAAAGGGUCACUAUCACUACUGUAAGGCACUGUCAUUACUGGGGGAACAUGAAAUGGCUUUGAAAGCUAAUGAGAGAGCUCAGAAACUAUGCAGGAAUAUUCUUGAUGGAUUUAAAGAUCUUAUUCAACAAAAUGAAGCAUUAAAGAAGACAUUAGAAGAAAUGAAUGGUAUUCAACAACAUAAACAGAAACCAAAGAAGUCACUUCUUGAGAGAAAGGGCUGCAGUUCUUCAGAAUCUCAUUUAAUAAUCUCUCAAGAACAAACAGAAAUAGAAAAAGACAAAAAGAGAACACAGUCUGAGCCUAAAGAUGAAGAUUGUCAUCAAAAGCAUGAUACUAAGGUGACUGACAUCCAAAGAGCAGAAAGCAAAGGUUGCUCUGAAGAAAUGCUAGAGUUUCUGCCAAGCCAAAGUCAUCAAAACAAAGGGAGGCCAAAAACCAAACCUGGUGACUCUGAAAAGAUUAGAUAUCAUCUCAGUUUGAAGUCAGCUGUCCGAGAUGACCACUGCUAUACUUUGCUACCGGGGGAAUUAGUUAAGAGGCUAGAAGAGGUUGAAUGCUUUGUUCGUGAUGGAUACACAGCCUUGAUGGACCAGCGGUAUCACAGUGCUGAACAUGCCUUUUCACAAUUGUUGAGCAUUCUAAAGCCUUCAGAGUUAAAGCAGCUGAAUUUUCGUAUCAUUAAUUAUGUUGUAAUCAUCUAUGGACAUGCCACUGCUCUUCUUGGAAUAGGACAGCCUGAGGCAUUGACAAAGGCUGAAGACCAGUUUAAGAAAAUAAUUGAACAGUACCAGGAAGAAAGAUGUGGCUGUUUGGCAUACUAUGGAACUGGAAAAGUAUACCUCAGACAAAACAGAUUUUCAGAUGCUCUUGAUCAGUUAAUGAAAUCACAAACCAUGAUUAAUCACAAGAUUGUACCUGGAGUAUUAACUUGGCCCACAUCAUCUCAAGUCAUUGAAGAGACACGAACAGAGAAUUUACAGUUGCUUUUAAAGAAGUGUAUUGAGGAAUGCAAGUUCCCACCAGAACCAGAUGCAAUUUGUCGAUAUCAACAAUGCCAUGGCCACUCCAAAAUCCAAAUAUUUUUUACUGACCCAGACUUUAAGGGUUUUAUACGUAUUACUUGCUGUCAGCAGUGUAGAGUGGAGUUUCAUAUCAGCUGUUGGAAAAAGUUGAAAACAACAAAGUACAGUGAUAAAAAUGAUAAGGAUUUUCUUCAAGAAUUGUGUUUCACUCCUGAUUGCACAGGCCUUAUUUCAAAAAUAGUUAUUUUCAAUUCUUCUGGUCUGGUAAAGUGUGAAUUUGAACAAAAAUUCACAAAACCCAAGGAACCACCAAGAGCCAGUAUUAAACAGAAAUGUUCAAGUCUUAAGAAGUUAAAAAUGAAACAAGAAAAAAAACUACGAAGAAAGCGUGCACAAGAAGAGGCACAGAAUUCUGCUAAAAAGAAAACAGAAGAAAACCAGAUGGAAAGUUAUGUUCAGGAUUUAUAUGCUGGUGAUCGAGUCCUGCAGCAUAUCAGUCGAAAUGCCGAGCAAAUAAAAACAGCUGUUCAUGAUGUUUCCAAACUACUGAAAGAGUUACUUUCAUGGUUUGUAAUUGGGGAGGAGGAUUACACGUCCUAUAUUGAAGCUAGUGGCACGUCACAUGAAGUGAUGGAGCAGCUCAUCAGUUACUUAAUUCAGGAAAAAAACAGAGUUAAAACAAGGAGUUUUAUCCACGUGCUGAGUAAGCUGGAAGAAGUGGAUCCCAAAUUACGCAAAUGGCUGAAACAUCUUAACGACUUGGGUCUGACAGCUACAGGGAACUUUCUUCUUCAAUAUGAACAUUUUUUAAAAGAGCUUGACCUUUCUAUUUUAACCACACUCUGGAAUGAGAAGUAUGGUAGUAAAUUUGGCUAUGUGACAACUAAUUCUGAAGACCAAGGAAUUCAUGAUUAUUUCUUAAAACCACCCCUAGAAAAAAGCCGUUGUUUUAUCUGGCUGUUAGAAGACAACAGAGAAAAAUUUCCAUGUCUUCAUCAAGCUCUAGAUGAAUUAUUUGAUAAAAUGGAUGACCCUAGCAUUGUAUUAAAGAAGCAGGGAAACGAAAACAUAUUGACUAAUGGUAUCAAAAACAAGAACAGGAAGAAGACCUCAAAAGACUCUAAGUCGGUUUUAGUGUUAUCCAGUGGAGUUAGUACAGCACCACGAGAAGAGGAGAAGAUAUUUAUAGAAGAAAAUACAUUAGAUUUCACAGAUUCUAAUGAACCAUUUGGAAUCCCAGAAUAUCUUCGAGGACAACUAGAUGAAUUUGAAGCUCUUUAUGACAUUUCAAAUAGUAACAGUUAUCAAAGAGUCUUGGAUAAUAGCUCAAAUCAAACUUCUGAGAGCUUAUAUGAGUAUUUCUCUCAGAUCUUGGAAGAACAUGGCCCCAUGGAAAUUAAUAAUAAAUUACUAAUUGGGGAAUAUGAAUAUUUCCCUGAAGAAGCUCAAAAGAUUGUAGAAAAUGAAGGUGGUCUGAAAUCUUUUCUUCUGAAAUCCUCUCAUUUUAUUAUGGUGGAUAAUCUUAUUGGCUUAAGAAAGCAUGCAGUUCUUAUUAAUGAAAAUGCCAGUGGAAAUGAGACAGGGGAUAAUGAUGAAAAAAAUGAUACCAUCUGUGAUGUGCAAGAAAAUUCUUCCCAGAACAAGCUACAGUUAAAUCCAAAUGCUAAGGAAUUCAAACCAGAGUUUUAUCCUAAGAAGCCCCAUAUAUCAUCAUCUACUAAAUUAACAGUACCAAGUUACGAGACUCCACAGUAUUUGCCUUGCUCUUCUCCUACUUCAAGUACAUCCAUGCAUUCUUUGAGUCGUCAGAAUAAUGGUAGCAUAGAUAAUAAGUUGACAGACAUUUCACUAGAGUGCUUUGAUUCUAGAAAUCCAUAUAUGCAUUGGGCUUCCUGGUUUUAUCAACAUAAAAUAAUAUUGCCAGUGCCUUCUCAAAUGCCUCUUAUGUCAAACGUUGCUGAGAAACCUAGUUGUAUUUAUGCUGAUCACAUAGUUCAUCAGGAUAAUGAUCAAUCAGCUAUUUCAGACAGAGAAUACGUCGCCUGCAGUUUAUUUUAUCCCCCUGAAAUACCAACGUACAAAGACCCGCAGUGCCAACUGGAGAACUUGGAUAACAAGUUUUAUGAAAAGAAUUUGGCUGUUGCAAAUGGUAAAAAAGAAGCUGACUGUGGUAUACGGGUUAUUAAGACAGAAAAAGAAAACAGAGGUACACCUCUAUUGAAAAACAGUCCUCAUACAAGGAUGAUAGCUGUUCAGGUAAAUCGUGAAGUAGUUGAUAGGGAAAAUAAUACCUUACCUUUUCAUCCAUUUGAAAUGCAACAAGGAGAUAUUCUACGUAUGGAAAAAGAGCAUCACGUGUUAAAAGAACAGCUUAAAGAAGCACAGGAAAAAUAUGAACAGUUACAAAGUCGAAGCUCAGAGGAAAUCAGUGUUUUAAAAGAGCUCCUAAAAAAAAGUGUUGAAGAGACUGAGGUAUCAAAGAAUGAACUGGAUUGGUUUAAUCAAGACUUAGAAAUACAAGUGAAAAAAUGGCAACAGGAGAAAAAAGAAAAUCAAGAGAACUUAAAAGCCCUAAGGAACACAGUUAAAAAGCAUACAGAUACCAAUGAUAGGUACUCGAAGACCAUUGAUGAGAAGAAGAAGCAGUAUAACGUGUGCUUAAACGAAUUUCUUGAGACCAGUAAUAAAUUUGCUAAUGAUAAAGUAAAAUUGGAAGAGUUUAUAAAAAAGAGUGAAGAUGACUACCAAGAGUGUGUGAAAAGAGCUGUUGAAGCAGAGGUAUCUGUACUCAAAAACUGGAAAGAAACUGACGUAUGCAAGAUAAAUGACAUACUUGCCAGUGCAGAAGCAAAUCUCAAGGUGUUGAAGUCAAUGAGCAGCUCAACUUCAGUGGCACCCAAGUUGAAGUCACAUAUUGAUUUUUUGGAGGUAUUUAUUUCAAAUGAAAAGAAUCAACUGGAAAAAGUAGAGGCCAAGUAUGAAGAAAAAAUUCAGAUGGUGAAAAAUGGAGUACGGAACUGCCUCACCAAAGUGGAAACUGUGAAGCUUCCUUCUCUUCCCAACACCUUAGCAAACCAAACCAGACCUCCAGUCAGUGAUCCAGCCAUUGUCAUGUAUUCCUUUGCAUCUGCACAUCCUAAUUCACUUCCUGCAUUUUCAAGUUCUGAAGAUCAAGGUCCAACAUGUGCUUCAUUUAACACAGAGGCCAGAGUUAAGCCAGGAUAUGCAAACUGUAAGCCUUGUUCUGCAAGUGGUGGGCCUGUGAAAACACAAUCCAAGCCUCUGGAAGGAUCAUAUUCUGAUAAAGUUUUGGAAACUUGCCCUUCAGGGAAUUCUGAAAGUAAUACUCAGAAUGUCCAGCCAAACCAGAACCAACAAGAUGACCCAGCUCUACAACUGAAGCCUUCUGGACUUCCAGUCAAAAAAAUGCUUUCAAAACCACUUGAAAAAAUUAUUGUGCAUCUACAGAGUAUAUUCCCAAACUACAGCAGUUCAGACUUGACCAGCUUCAUAAAAGACGUAAACAGAAGAAAUGGGAAUACACUGUCAAAUUUGAGCUUAGAUGAAGUUCUGAGAAGAGUGACAGAACUCAUUCUGGACCAGCAGAAUCAGGCACCAACUCCAACAGGGAGGCCUGUGCAGGCAGUAUCUGCAGCUUCACCUGUGCAGACUGGGAGUCGGGAAGUGCCUGCAGAAGGAAGUGCACCCAGCACACCCAAGGCAGGACCGGCACAUAAGAAUGCCUCAAGUAAAAAUCCAUCUCAGCCCAAUCUCCAACCAUGGCGAAAUGUUGGAGCAACAUCUAAAUUGAAAUGGAAAAAACAAGACAAUACAGCCUCCAGUGAUGAUCCUUGCACAAUAUGUCAUGAUGAGCUAAACAGAGACCCAUGUGAACUAGAAUGUGGGCAUCGCUUUCACAAAGAAUGCAUUAGAACAUGGCUGAAGCAACAUUCAAGUACCUGCCCUGUGUGCCGCGUUCAUGCUCUGUUACCUGAAGACUUUCCUGAGCUUCCUGCACGGAACAAAUACAUGUAAACCUUGUUUUAUUUUAACACUGUGUAAUAAGAUGCAAAAUAACCAUGGUGGUGAGGAACAGCACAGCUUAACCACUCUGAAAAUAUUUUGGAUAGAAUCAGUAUUCAGUUGAUUAAAUGAGGUUAGUCUAGCUGAUUGUAGGGAUCAUUUCCCCAAGUAAGUAUGUAUCUUCCAAAUAAAGUUUUAAAGUGUUCUGUGA
Molecule: messenger RNA, 6796 nt
Organism: Apus apus (common swift)
Lineage: Eukaryota; Metazoa; Chordata; Aves; Apodiformes; Apodidae
Gene: TTC3
Product: tetratricopeptide repeat domain 3
Exons: 45
Coding region: 733-6597 (1954 amino acids)
Molecular function (GO): protein binding
Source: RefSeq, a predicted model, not a curated record